Piliocolobus tephrosceles (Ugandan red Colobus) is the source of this 2514-nucleotide messenger RNA. It is a transcript of the gene E2F1, whose product is annotated as E2F transcription factor 1. Gene Ontology annotation, cellular component: Rb-E2F complex. NCBI's taxonomy places the organism in Eukaryota, Metazoa, Chordata, Mammalia, Primates, Cercopithecidae. The record is from RefSeq and is a predicted model, not a curated record. The transcript has 7 exons. The coding region runs from base 150 to 1463 and encodes 437 amino acids. Gene Ontology annotation, molecular function: DNA-binding transcription factor activity, RNA polymerase II-specific; RNA polymerase II cis-regulatory region sequence-specific DNA binding; protein dimerization activity. Gene Ontology annotation, biological process: regulation of transcription by RNA polymerase II.
AAAAAGGAUUUGGCGCGUAAAAGUGGCCGGGACUUUGCAGGCAGCGGCGGCCGGGGGCGGAGCGGGAUCGAGCCCUCGCCGGGGCCUGCCGCCAUGGGCCCGCGCCGCCGCCGCCGCCUGUCACCUGGGCCGCGCGGGCCGUGAGCGUCAUGGCCUUGGCCGGGGCCCCUGCGGGCGGCCCAUGCGCGCCGGCGCUGGAGGCCCUGCUCGGGGCCGGCGCGCUGCGGCUGCUCGACUCCUCGCAGAUCGUCAUCAUCUCUGCCGCGCAGGACGCCAGCGCCCCGCCGGCUCCCACCGGCCCCGCGGCGCCCGCCUCCGGCCCCUGCGACCCUGACCUGCUGCUCUUCGCCACACCGCAGGCGCCCCGGCCCACACCCAGUGCGCCGCGCCCCGCGCUCGGCCGCCCGCCGGUGAAGCGGAGGCUGGACCUGGAAACUGACCAUCAGUACCUGGCGGAGAGCAGUGGGCCAGCUCGGGGCAGAGGCCGCCAUCCAGGAAAAGGUGUGAAAUCCCCGGGGGAGAAGUCACGCUAUGAGACCUCACUGAAUCUGACCACCAAGCGCUUCCUGGAGCUGCUGAGCCGCUCGGCUGAUGGUGUCGUCGACCUGAACUGGGCUGCUGAAGUGCUGAAAGUGCAGAAGCGGCGCAUCUAUGACAUCACCAACGUCCUCGAGGGCAUCCAGCUCAUUGCCAAGAAGUCCAAGAACCACAUCCAGUGGCUGGGCAGCCACACCACAGUGGGCGUCAGCGGGCGGCUUGAGGGGUUGACCGAGGACCUCCGGCAGCUGCAGGAGAGCGAGCAGCAGCUGGACCACCUGAUGAAUAUCUGUACUACGCAGCUGCGCCUGCUCUCCGAGGAUACUGACAGCCAGCGCCUGGCCUAUGUGACGUGUCAGGACCUUCGUAGCAUUGCAGACCCUGCAGAGCAGAUGGUUAUGGUGAUCAAAGCCCCUCCCGAGACCCAGCUCCAAGCUGUGGACUCUUCGGAGACCUUUCAGAUCUCCCUUAAGAGCAAACAAGGCCCCAUCGAUGUUUUCCUGUGCCCCGAGGAAACCGUGGGUGGGAUCAGCCCUGGGAAGACCCCGUCCCAGGAGGCCACUUCUGAGGAGGAGAACAGGGCCACUGACUCUGCCACCAUAGUGUCACCACCACCAUCAUCUCCCCCCUCAUCCCUCACCACAGAUCCCAGCCAGUCUCUACUCAGUCUGGAGCAAGAACCGCUGUUGUCCCGGAUGGGCAGCCUGCGGGCUCCCGUGGACGAGGACCGCCUGUCCCCGCUGGUGGCGGCCGACUCGCUCCUGGAGCAUGUGCGGGAGGACUUCUCCGGCCUCCUCCCCGAGGAGUUCAUCAGCCUUUCCCCACCCCACGAGGCCCUCGACUACCACUUUGGCCUCGAGGAGGGCGAGGGCAUCAGAGACCUCUUCGACUGUGACUUUGGGGACCUCACCCCCCUGGAUUUCUGACAGGGCUUGGAGGGACCAGGGUUUCCAGAGAUACCUUAAUCUCUGCAGCCCUGGAGCCCCCUGUCCCUGGCCGUCCUCCCAGCCUGAUUGGAAACAUUUAAUUUAUACCCCUCUCUCCUAUCUCCAGAAGCUUCUAGCUCUGGGGUCUGGCUACCGCUAGGAGGCUGAGCAAGCCAGGAAGGGAAGGAGUCUGUGUUUGUGGUGUGUAUGUGCAUGCAGCCUACACCCACACGUGUGUACCCAGGGUGAAUGUGUGUGAGCAUGUGUGUGUGCAUGUACCGGGGAAUGAAGGUGAACAUACACCUGUGUGUGUGCACUGCAGACAUGCCCCAGUGUGUCCACAUGUGUGUGCAUGAGUCCAUGUGUGCGCGUGGGGGGGCUCUAACUGCACUUUCGGCCCUUUUGCUCUGGGGGUCCCACAAGGCCCAGGGCAGUGCCUGCUCCCAGAAUCUGGUGCUCUGACCAGGCCAGGUGGGGAGGCUUUGGCUGGCUGGGCUUGUAGGACGGCGAGAGCACUUCUGUCUUAAAGGUUUUUUCUGAUUGAAGCUUUAAUGGAGCGUUAUUUAUUUAUCGAGGCCUCUUUGGCAAGCCUGGGGAAUCAGCAAAGGGGAGGAGGGGUGUGGGGUUGAUACCCCAACUCCCUCUACCCUUGAGCAAGGGCAGGGGUCCCUGAGCUGUUCUGCCCCACACCGAAGGAGCUGAGGCCUAGGUGAUUUAUUUAUUGGGAAAGUGAGGGAGGGAGGGAGACUGACUGACAGCCAUGGGUGGACGGAUGGUGGGGUAGGGCCUCUCCAGGGGUCAGUUCAGGGCCCCAGCUGCCCCCCAGGAUGGAUAUGAGAUGGGAGAGGUGAGUGGGGGACCUUCACUGAUGUGGUGGGCAGGAGGGGUGGUGAAGGCCUCCCCCAGCCCAGACCCUGUGGUCCCUCCUGCGGUGUCUGAAGCGCCUGCCUCCCCACUGCUCUGCCCCACCCUCCAAUCUGCACUUUGAUUUGCUUCCUAACAGCUCUGUUCCCUCCUGCUUUGGUUUUAAUAAAUAUUUUGAUGACGUUUG